This is a messenger RNA of Linum trigynum, 1406 nucleotides long. The record is from the annotation of a GenBank genome assembly. NCBI's taxonomy places the organism in Eukaryota, Viridiplantae, Streptophyta, Magnoliopsida, Malpighiales, Linaceae.
AACCAAGGCAGAAAUUAAUCCUCCUUACAGAGAUUUCUGAUGGCACAGCAUGAGGCUGCAGAGUUAUUCAGCAGAAAUGGAAGGGAGGAGAAGCUCCGAAAAGGCGGUGGUGGGACGAGGGAAGAUGAUGUUAUUGGAAGAGCUGGGUUAGAAGGGUUUGCUGAUAUAGACAAGUACUUCCCUUCCAGGAAAAGAAACCAAGUUCCUGCUUUGGUAAUUGACAGCAAUUUUGCAGCACAGAUCUAUGGCGGCAAGGCUAUUGUGAGCUAUCCCAAGGGGAGGAAACCAAGUGGCUAGUAUUGGAUUUUGUAUGAUGAUUAAGUUAUUCAUAUGCUGUGUGAAAGCUGUGUAAUUUUCUGCUGGUAUGCAUGCUCCUGUUGGUAAAUCAUCAUUUGGAGUAGCUUUGUUCUGUAGUGUUUGUGUAAUCAUCGUGUGGGAAAAUAAUAUAGAAGCUGCUGUGGUGGGUUUUCUAAGACCAUGAAUGUCCAACCUGAAUCCUGAGUCAAUUGACAACAGCAGAAGAGCUCUAUGAAAGAGCCAAGCCAGGCACAACGGCAAACCUCUUAAGGAACUCUUUUCAAAUCUUGCAUGUAUUAUGAAUCCUUCAAGUAAAUUGUAUGAAUAUUUUUAAUUGUGUUAUGGGAAUAAGUCAAUAGUUAGCAUUGCUAUAAGAACCGAACCGGAUCAACGGACGGGCCAGCAGAAUCGUCAAACCAGUUGCGAUAGCAGUCCGUUUAUUGUCUGGACGGUUAUUGAUAGGCCAAACGAUUUUUCAUGGUUCAACAUAAAAUCAGAUAAACCACCACGGUUUAACUGGUCCACUGGUUCACUAUUUUAACCAAAAAAUUUUAGAAAAAAAAAUACUUUAACAUAAACUAAGACCAUCAAACCAUAAUUAUUAAUUUUAUAUAUGCUUGCUCUUCUCAUUUUUCCAAUCUUGUUGUCGAUUUUAUGUUAUCCACUAUCGAUUGGCUCCAUAAUUUUUAAUUUGAAAUAAAAAAAUUAUGAUUUCUUUUUGUGAGACGGUUUGAAUAAUUUAUUAAAUAUUUUAGUGAAGAUAUGAAUUUGAAAUUGUUUGUGGUCAAUCGAUAACUUCAUUUGUAAAUUAGUGGUCGCAGUUCCUAAUUGCCACCUGUAUAUAUGUAGAGAAGAUAUGUAUCUCCCGCCUAGGGGUGUCCAUUCGGGUUCGGUUUUUUGGGUUUACCCGAAAUUUUCGGUUUUUUGGGUUCGGGUUCGCUUUGGGUUUCGGGUUUUUGAUUUUGGGUUCGGUUUUGCUUAUCGGUUUUUUGGGUUCCGGCUAAAAACCUCCAAUGAAUAGAACUCAACCCGUAUUUUUAGGCGUUCUGGUUUCCGGGUUUCGGUUUUGCUUUAACCAAACCCGAACCCGAUAAAGAUUUUUCGGAUUU